Molecule: messenger RNA, 2027 nt
Organism: Lycium ferocissimum
Lineage: Eukaryota; Viridiplantae; Streptophyta; Magnoliopsida; Solanales; Solanaceae
Product: aldehyde oxidase GLOX
Exons: 5
Coding region: 225-1823 (532 amino acids)
Source: RefSeq, a predicted model, not a curated record
ACAUAUGCUGUGUCUUUAGUGACUUUAUAGAUCACAGAAACACUCAUCAGUCUUCUCUCUUCAACAGCAUACGAUAUCAUUUUGUCCAUUACCUAAUUUUUACUUCUCAAACUAAUCCACCUCCUCCUUUUCUUCUUGUCCUUUUCUCAUGCACUACUCUAUAUUUUAGACUUCAACACCAAACACUCUUCUAUAAGCUCCCAUUUCCUCAACUCACUAAACCUAUGACGACAUGGAACCUUCUAUUCCUUUUCUUCUUCCUUAUUCCCACACGUGCCGACCUCCCUGGCACGUGGGAACUCCUCGUCCCCGACGCCGGAAUUUCCUCCAUGCACACAGCUGUCACACACUUCAACACCGUCGUCCUCCUUGACCGCACCAGCAUCGGUCCUUCCAGGAAAAAACUACCUCCCCACCAUUGCCGUGUGGACCCUAAUGACCCCAUUUUGAAAAAAGACUGUUAUGCCCACUCUGUUCUUCUUGAUUUGCAAACAAACACAAUUCGUCCCCUCAUGAUCCUCACCGACACGUGGUGUUCCUCUGGCCAGUUUCUCCCUGAUGGUACACUUCUUCAAACCGGCGGCGACCUUGACGGGUUCCGUAAAUUUCGAAAAUUCACUCCUUGUGAAUCUUCUAGCUCCAUCUGUGAUUGGGAAGAACUUCAAGAAAUUCAACUUUCACAAGGUAGAUGGUAUUCCACUAAUCAAAUACUACCAAACGGUGAAAUCAUAAUUGUCGGUGGCCGUGCAGCUAAUAGUGUGGAAUUUUUCCCACCAAGAAAAGAAGGAGCAUUUGAAUUCCCAUUUUUAACUCAAGCUGCAGAUAAACAAUAUGAUAAUCUUUACCCUUAUGUUCAUUUACUACCCAACGGACAUCUAUUCAUAUUUGCCAACAACAAAGCUGUUAUGUAUGAUUUUACAGCAAAUAAAGUAGUAAAAGAUUAUCCAACACUUGAUGGUGGGCCAAGAAAUUACCCAUCAGCAGGAUCAUCAGCUAUGCUUGCACUUACAGAGGAUUAUUCUAGAGCGAUCAUUGUAAUAUGUGGUGGAGCUCAAUUUGGUGCGUAUUUAGAAAGGAGUAUAGAUACACCUGCACAUGGGAGUUGUGGUAGAAUUGAAGCAACUGGUGAGAACCCAGUUUGGGAAAUGGAAGAUAUGCCUUUUGCAAGAAUCAUGGGUGAUAUGGUAAUGUUUCCAACCGGAGAAAUUCUCAUCAUUAAUGGAGCUCAAGCAGGAACACAAGGCUUUGAAAUGGCAUCAAAUCCAUGUUUAAACCCUGUUUUAUACAGACCAAAUGAACCAUUAGGACUUCGUUUCAUGACUUUGAAUCCUGGUACAGUACCAAGAAUGUAUCAUUCAACAGCCAAUUUAUUACCAGACGGUCGAAUCUUGAUCGCAGGAAGUAACCCACACUUUUUUUACAAGUUUGCAACAGAAUUUCCAACCGAAUUACGUAUCGAAGCGUUUUCUCCGGAGUAUUUAUCACCCGACAGAGCAAAUCUUAGACCAGUAAUAAUCGAAUCACCGGAAAAGAUCAAGUACGGUGAAGAUUUCGGGGUGGUGGUGACAGUUGAGCUGCCAGUGGUUGGGAUUGUGGAGGUGAAUUUAGCAAGUGCUCCAUUUUCUACACAUUCAUUUUCACAAGGACAAAGGCUUGUGAAGUUGAGUGUAACAAGUGCGAUUCCUAAUGAUGUCGCCGGAAAAUAUAGGAUCGGAUGUACAGCUCCGCCUGACGGGAAGGUGGCGCCACCAGGGUAUUACAUGGUAUUUGCAGUAAACCAAGGGGUGCCCAGUGUGGCACGGUGGAUCCAGGUUGUGGUUUGAAAGCUCUUUUUUUUUUUUUUUUUUCUAUUUAAUUUUUAUUAUUUGAUAUUUUCUUUUUUUUUUUCUUUAUUUUUAUUUAGUUUUGGAUAUAAAUGUGAUAGGUUUCCUCAAAUAUUAUGGAUUCUGAAAAGUCUGAAUGAGACUGCAGAGUCUAUUAUUUUAUCCUUUCAAAUAAGUUGGAAAGAUAAUGAAAAGUACAAUUAC